ACACACAACUCUUCAACGUGUUGUUCUCUUCGAGUGAACAAGCCCAUCUGAAACGUAACAAGAAGUCAAGUAAAACAUUGGGGGGGGGGGGGGGGAUGGAGAAGAAGCUCCUCCGUCUACACACGCCAUCAUCACCGACAAGCUCCUUUUGAUUUCAAUUAGAAGCGAGGGAAGGUAAUCACGAAUCAUGUCGCACGCUCUGAUAAAUGGAUUGGCGGGAGCUGGGGGUGGGAUCAUUGCUCAACUCCUCACUUAUCCUCUCCAAACUGUAAAUACACGCCAACAGACGGAGCGAGAUCUCAAGAGGGAGAAGAAGAAGAAGAAGCUUGGAACUUUCCAACACAUGUGCCAGGUUGUGAGACAAGAAGGAUGGGGGCGAUUGUACGGUGGUUUGGCUCCGUCUCUUGUUGGAACUGCUGCUUCACAGGGUGUGUACUACUACUUCUACCAAGUGUUUCGUAACCAAGUUGAAGCUGCUGCUCUUAAACAAAAGAAGAAAGGGCUUGGUGAUGGAUCUGUUGGCAUGUUUUCUUCACUCCUAGUCGCUGCCUUAGCCGGAUCAGUUAAUGUUCUUAUGACGAAUCCAAUUUGGGUGAUUGUUACACGCAUGCAGACCCACAAAAAAAUGCCAAAAGGUUUACAGACGGUCCCCGAGCCACCUUCUACUGAUGUAGAAGCUCUGGUUCCAGUUGAGCCUCGUCCAUACGGAACCUUUAAUACGAUUCGAGAGAUUUUCGAUGAAGCUGGAGUGACUGGCUUCUGGAAAGGUGUUAUACCGACAUUGAUCAUGGUUUGUAAUCCAGCAAUGCAGUUUAUGUUAUACGAGACAAUGUUAUCAAAGCUGAAGAAAAAACGUGCGCUCAAGGGUAGCACCAACGUGACGGCUUUGGAGACAUUUCUACUAGGAGCUGUGGCUAAACUCGGAGCUACAGUCACAACUUAUCCUCUCUUGGUUGUGAAGUCACGACUUCAAGCCAAACAGGUCACUACAGGGGACAAAAGACAACACUACAAAGGAACGGUGGAUGCGAUUCUGAAGAUGAUACGAUAUGAAGGGCUGCACGGGUUUUACAAAGGGAUGAGCACAAAGAUUGUUCAGAGCGUUUUCGCUGCUGCUGUUCUGUUCAUGAUCAAGGAAGAGCUUGUCAAGGGUGCUAAGCUUCUGCUCUCCAACGCCACUUCUAUCAAGUCCAAGCCUUCUUGAGGCUCAAUCCUACUAUGAUUUUAGAAAAUAAGAUUGAAAUUUAAAACUUCGAAUAAUUUAUUGAUUAGUUAUUUGCAGUUGUUUAUUUUAUUUCCUGCAAUCUUUUCAUACUUCUUACUAUACAUUAAUUGAUAAGUCACUUAAAUAAUUUUUGCUUA
Brassica rapa (field mustard) is the source of this 1362-nucleotide messenger RNA. Its product is annotated as peroxisomal nicotinamide adenine dinucleotide carrier. NCBI's taxonomy places the organism in Eukaryota, Viridiplantae, Streptophyta, Magnoliopsida, Brassicales, Brassicaceae. Gene Ontology annotation, biological process: nucleotide transport; transmembrane transport. The record is from RefSeq and is a predicted model, not a curated record.